GUGUCUGCAGGUUUCUCCCAGCGCCCGAGAGAAGGAUGAGCGGGCUGAUGGGUGUGCAGCAGCAGCAGCAGGCCGCGGGCUCCUCGCAGCCGCUCAACAAGCCGAAGCGGUCGCGGCUCGAGCUCGAGCUGGAGGAAUAUGUGGCGGACGAGUGGUGCAAGAAGCACGGCGUCAAGAUGGACGUGUACUGCUGCACCGACGACCAGAUCAUCUGCUCGCGCUGCGCCCUGCGGGACCACCGGGGACACAGCAUUGGCCUGGUGGAGAAGGAGCGGAACACCAAACAGGUGGCUAUGAGGAACAUUCAUGCCCAAUUCAGAGAGAUGAUCCAGAAGCAUGAAAACAGCCUGAAGGAAUACAAGAAGCUGCUCUCCAACAUCUCGGAGGAGGCGAGAGACACCGAGGACUCCAGCGAGGCCGCCAUCGUCUGCGUCAUCGACACCCUGCAGAGAGACUUCCGGCUGCUGAGGGAGCGGAUCCGGAGUCAUGAGGAGGCGGCGGUGUCUCGGGUGAAGCACAUCCUUGACUUCCUGCCGGUGAAGCUGAGGGAGAUGAAGAAGCGGGAGGCCCAGCUCAGCUGUCUGGCCGAGACUCAGAGCAACGCCAGCUUCCUGCAGCAAUGGUCUUCUCUGCGCCACCUCUGUGAGAAAGACCUUCAGCAGGGUUGUCCAGAGUUUUCCCAGGAUGCACUGCUCCCUUUCACACAGCUGAAGGAGGCCGUCUGGCAGUUCAAAGACCAACUGGAGGAGUUCUGUGAACAGGAAUUUGCCUCUCUAGCUCAAAGCGCUCUUCCUGCAGUUCAGAGCAGGCCGACCGUACGAGACACCGAGCCUAAAACCAGAGAGGAGUUUCUGAAGUACGCCUGCGAUCUUUCUCUGAACCCCUGCUCAGCUCACGACCAGCUGACGGUUUUUCCCGACCUCAAAAAGGUGAAGAUUUCGAAAUUGAGAGGUCCGGCCAGCCCCCACCCGGAGAGGUUCAGCGUCCGGCGGCAGGUGAUGUGCCGGGAGGGGCUGCGGGCCGACCGCUGCUACUUCGAGGUGGAGGUGAGAGGAGAGAAGGCGGAGGUCGCUCUCACUUACAAGGGGAUCAACAGGAAAUCCGGCACGCAUCUGUCGGCUUUAGGGGGCAACAAGAUUUCCUGGAGUCUGGAUAUCUCCAACACUUACUCAGUGAGUCACAAGUGCCAGAGCGUCCAGCUCACCAUGCUCCGGUGUCGCCCCACGAUCGGAGUGUAUCUGCAGUUCAAGGAGGGCGCCUUGUCUUUCUACGAGGUGGCCGAAGACAUGAUGCUUCUCUAUAAGAUGGAAGCCAAGUUCACAGAACCGCUGUAUCCGGCCUUCUGGCUGGGAGAUAGGACCUCCAUCACAAUCUGUGACUUAAAGCAGCACAGAUCGUGACGAUCGGGAGGAGACUCCUGGUGUGAGGCUCUGCAGUGACCUCAGUUUAUUUAGCGUUACUGUCUAUAGAAGACCACUUCGACCUCCGGCGUGGAUCGAUAUUGAAGCGUAUCGAUGGACAGAUGAAACAUGAUGGUGCUGUUUUAAAACGAGUUAGCUUUUUUUUUUCCCUCUGCUGUGUGUGACUUUCCUCAGGGUUUUCUGCUUUCCCCCCCCCCCACUGUCCAAAAACAUGCAUUUUAGAUUAACCGGUGUUUCUAAAGUGCUCAAAAACAUUGAACAGAAGUGGAUCCAAACCCACGUGCACACGAUGCACAUAUAGAGAGAUCCAACACGCCUUUUUUUUCUCCCAUUUUUAUUUAUUUCAUUCUUGUUAUUAUUAUGUUUUAUGGUCACAAUUUUUACAAUAAAUAUACAAUCAUGAGAGAACUGAGGAGAGAGGAGCUGCAAAGGAACAUUUCUAAAUGAGUCUUCCUGUACAGACGGUGCUUAAAACAUGUGGUCAGUAAGACUCUGUACACACCAACCACCAUGUGACCAUACACACACACGCGCACGCACGCACACACACUGCAGCUCUUCAAAGGAAGGAAAAGUUCUAUUUUCCCUUUUAUUAAAAGGGGUGACUCCCAUCGGUUGCCAACACCAGACACUCAGGUGUCCAGAUUUUCCUACGGACUCGAUAAAGUUUUCACUCCAACCUUCAACUCACUGCUGUCAGAACAACUCGACAGCUUUUUCUUUGCCGUCUUGUGAGAGAAAGUGCAUUUAAUCACAUUCAUGUUUUCUAUUUUUAUAUUUACUGCUAGAAUUGUUAAUUUUUAAGACAUUUUAUAUACCUCACGUUAAUGAAAACCAUCCACUGAAUGGUCUGAUCACGCAACAUUAUUUACAGGUUUGAAGGAACGUAAUACACUCUUCGUAGGGAGGACUUUACACACACACACACACACACACACUACGACAAGACGUGAAAGAAAAAGCGAACUUGCUCAGGUUCAUAGCCUCCUCCCAUCUGUGCUAUGAGACGAUAACACGUACACGGCAAAAAAACACAAGUGGCAAAUGAAUGAAUACUUAAGAAAUCCUGCUGUUCUUAAUUCUGCCACUCAGGAGGCCAGCGAACAUCAGCUUUGGUUUCAAGGUGGUGCCUUCGCAUGCAGAUUUGGGUGAAAACGUGUUUAAGUGUGAUAGAAACUGAACAAAAACAUUAUUUUAUUGUCUACUGCAGAAAACAUUUCAUUGCUUCUUUUAAUCAUUAGACCAGGGCUGGAAGUUUUUUUUUUUUUUUUCUUUGGCGUUUUAUUGCAGUCGGGUACAAUUUACUCCACGUAAUCUAGGUUGUUACUCGUAAACUCACAAGUUUCCAAUUUGGCGCGUUUAAAAUUUCGAUUCAUGGUCAAACCUUUUCAAGUGACGAGGAUAGAAUAAGCCUGGCAUCAUCUUAUUCUGAAGAUUUCUCAGUGUAGCUCACUGGGCUGCAAUAAGUGCAAGAAAUGUCUAAUUAGACAUUUUUAUGUUUCACAUUGUGCAGCUGUCUCAAUCGUCUGUUGUCCAAUGUUCUUGGGACCUUUGUAACAUGUAACUAGCAUUUUGUAACUGGUGAUGGCAGGAAAGUCCAGCUAAACUCAUCCAAUAUUCUUUAACAUUGAACAAUAUACACACUCAGUGUGAUUCCUAAUGAAAAUAGCUUCUAAUGUGUGUAUUAUCUCACACAUUUUUAUAUCUCUUAACUUGAUGCGGCCCAGUCAGACUUCAGAGACAAAACCCUCUCAGCUCAGUGAGAGGACCUCAAAUAGAUUUGAGAGUAAA
Salarias fasciatus (jewelled blenny) is the source of this 3212-nucleotide messenger RNA. Its product is annotated as tripartite motif-containing protein 16-like. The coding region runs from base 36 to 1400 and encodes 454 amino acids. The transcript is spliced from 6 exons. The record is from RefSeq and is a predicted model, not a curated record. Gene Ontology annotation, molecular function: zinc ion binding; protein binding. Lineage: Eukaryota; Metazoa; Chordata; Actinopteri; Blenniiformes; Blenniidae.